UAAAUUUUUUAGACUUGAUCGAAGAGAAGAAUAUCUUCUAUAUUGCCUUUAAUUUUUAUUUUGUGAUAAAAUUUAUUCAAUUUUAACUAAGAUUGUUAGAGAACGGCAAGAUAGAGACAAAAUUAACGUGGUACGUAAUUAAAAUAAUUCUUCACCAAAAAAUAUACAAUGGGCUCUAAAAUAUAAUUGGAAGAUUCCAUUUAGCGAGUAAAUAUGGUACAACUUGGCAUGCCAGCUGCCUCGCCCAAGCAACUGGUACAAGACUAUGAGUUGACCUGUUACAUCCAUGCAAGCCAAACUAUUUGUAACUAAACACUUCAGUUCUUGAAACAUUCACUCUUCAAGGUGAAAAUUUUCAUAAUAUCCUGCUUUGUUAUAAAUAAUGUUGAGUUCUGGCCAAUCUACAUGGCCUCAUAUUCUUGUCUUGUUGAUUCUGUACAAGUUCACAAUUUCAGCAAGUAAAUCAGUCUCUUACACCAAACACUGUGCUUCUGUUGUCCCUGAGGCAACUCCAACAACUUAUGAUACAAAUGUCACCUUUUCUGAACUGGAUACCUUAAAUUCUUUUGUGCCAGAGGGUCGAAGAAUCUUCCGCCAGAAUUCUUCUGUAACUUCUCUCAAUUUUCGCUCAGUAGGACGUAUCUAUGAAACAGAUCUUAAAGGUGUUUACAAGAUUGAUGCUGAGUUGAGAAUACGGGUUUAUAAUUAUAUUGAUGAUACUUAUGAUUUUGUGAGCACUUCAACUCAGGGAAGAUCAUCUCGACGUCCUAGGAGGUUUGAACGGUUGAUAUUCUUGAUACAUGGAUUCUGGUCAGAGUCUUCUGGGAAAGGCUGCUUAGUGGGAUCUGCUCCUUGGUACUCAAGUAAAGUAUAUUCUGUUCCUGAAGUAACUUGGUAUGAGUAUAAGUUAAUAUCUGAGGAAACUGUGAAAGAAUACUAUGUAUUUCAUAAUGCUGAAAGUUCAGUUCCUGGUUCAAAACUUGGAAAGAUAUGUUCGUUUUUCAACAAAAUGCAUCUCUCUGAUUUUUCUCUGGAGUAUGCGCGCAGUUGCAACAGUUCUUUAAGGAAAUGUUCUCUGCUUGACGGAGUAGAUAAAUAUUCGCCUGGUUAUGUUUCCUUGUAUAUCAUUCAAUGCAAUGAAUACAGAAAGAUGAUGCGCAUUUUGGUACGCCUUCCGACCCCGGGCUAUGAUGAGAGGUAUGAUAUGUUGGAUCCCAACACAACAUUAGUUGGGGAAGGAUUGUGGGAUGAGAAAACGAAUUCUCUAGUCAUCGUUGCUUGCAGGACUUCAAGUUCCAGUUCUUCCGGAGAUGCUCAUCUUGGGGAUUGUUCAUUUCGGUUAAGCCUGUAUUACCCUUCAGUAUGGUCAAUUAAAACCAGGGACAAAGUUGUGGGACGGAUUUGGACAAAUAAGACUGCACAAGAUGUAGGGUACUUCGACCCGAUCAAUUUCAGGAAUUCUGUUGGAUUCAUAAAAGUGCCUGGUUUUAAGUAUGAAUACACUGAAAUUGAGAAGGUAAAUAAGCUAUGCCCAACGAAGGCUCUUACAAGGGGAGAGAGAUACCCAAGUGGAGAGUUCUAUGAUAUGAGGUUUGACAUGUCUUUGCAAGACUCAGAGUAUAUUGGUGGGGGUUCUGCAAAACCGAUCUUCAUAGGCAAUAAAUCGUAUCUGGAUUAUUCUGUUUUUAGAACAAACUCAAGACAGGGAGGUAAUGGAGAAAAUGUAAAAUCCGAAGUGGAGUUUGAAAAUGUUGUUUCGGAUAAUGUUCAAUUGAAUGUUAGUUACAAAUUGGGGAUUUCAUUAAUGAGUGGUGUCAAAUCGGGAUCUGGCCGUCAUUCUAUACUGCAUACAUCCUUCAGACCACACGGUUAUAUAAUUAUAUCUGCUGAAGGAGUUUAUGAUUCUGGAACAGGAUCCCUUUGUAUGACAGGCUGUAGAAAUCUGGCCUUUCGCAAUUUUCAGGACUGUGAUAUAGUCCUGCAUUUCCACUUCCCCGGAUCAACCAGGGCUAAAGGUGGUUUUAUGAAGGGUAGCAUACAAAGCACAAGGAAUCAAAGUGACCCGCAUUUCUUUGAGCAGUUGAACAUGACAUCAUCCGCCUCCACCAGUUCUGAGGAACGGCAAUCCUUAUGGAGGAUUGAUUUAGAGAUCACAAUGGUUUUGAUCUGUAACAUGAAUGCAUGUAUACUUGUUUGUUUUCAGCUUUACCAUAUGAAAAGGUAUCCUAGUACCGUUCCUCAUAUGUCACUUGUUAUGCUUGUGAUACUUGCAUUGGGGCACCUGAUCCCUCUCGUCCUAAACUUUGAAGCACUGUCCAUGGCACCGCAAAAUACACAAACUAUAAAGCUAGGUAGAUUUGAAUGGCUAGAAGUGAAUGAGGUGAUUGUAAGAGUUGCUACAAUGGUAGCCUUCAUCAUGCAAUUCCGUCUCCUUCAAUUAGCCUGGACUGCACGACAUGCUGGCCAGAGUACUGAUCCGGACAUAUCAGUUGCUGAGAUAAAGACUUUACUAGUUUUGUUGCCAAUAUACAUAGUUGGUGGGAUGGAUGCAUAUCUUUUGAAAUGGGAGAAGUUUAACUAUAGCAAGUCAUCGCGUGCACUUAACUAUUCACGAGUUCAGUACCAACAAUAUACUCUCUGGGGAUAUUUGAGAUCAUAUGCUACCCUGAUACUUGAUGGCUUUCUCUUUCCCCAAGUAAUUCUCAAUUUAUUCCAGAUGUCAAGGCAAAGUGCUCUGUCUAUGCCGUUUAUCCUAGGAACGACAUUGGUUCAUUCAGUUCCUCAUGCCUACCACCUUUAUGUCAACAACUAUGUGUACGCAAAUCCUAGUGCAGAUUUUUAUUCUGCCGCUUGGGAUACCAUCAUUCCACUGGCAAGUUUUUUGCUCGUUGCAGUCAUAUAUUUGCAGCAAAGGUAUGGUGGCCUUGUUAUUCUUCCUACGAAAUUCAGGGACUUGGAAUUAUAUGCAAAAGUGCCUGAAGCUUAAUGGCAAUAUUGUUGCUUCUCUGGUUUAGUAAUUUCUGUAAUGUAUUGUUGCCGUUUGCGGGCUUCUGUAUAUUUAACAAGAACUUCUUGUCCUCUCUGAAUAUUGUUUGUUUCUUAAAAUUGGAAUUAUGAUUGCUUUUCUGUUUUGAUUA
Molecule: messenger RNA, 3137 nt
Organism: Daucus carota subsp. sativus
Lineage: Eukaryota; Viridiplantae; Streptophyta; Magnoliopsida; Apiales; Apiaceae
Exons: 2
Coding region: 383-2986 (867 amino acids)
Cellular component (GO): intracellular membrane-bounded organelle
Source: RefSeq, a predicted model, not a curated record